AUGACCCCUAGUGGCAGUGAAAGGCAGUUCUAUACAGUUCUGGAUCAGACGGAUGCUGUUGCGGGGUAUACACAAAAAGGUGUUGAAUUUCUAGAAAGAAUAGGUGUUUUCGCAAAGGAGCGGGCCCUUAUUGAGGAGGAGUAUGCCGCCAAAUUGAGAACUUUAGCCAAAAAAUCUCUCGGUAGAAAAAAGGAAGAUGAAGAAGCGGCUAAACAUUUCACUUACGUGAGGUCGUUUGCAAAUUUACUCCACGAAUUGGAGCUACUUGCCGGUCAACAUGAGUUGAUGAAAUGUCUUAUCGGGAACAAUUUUGCCUUUCCAAAGGCCUUCAAGUGGAGACCUUUGUAUAUCGGUAGAGUUUGGGAAUAUGUUCACGAAUGUAGGAACCAAAAUUGCGAAAUGAGUUUUCUGAGCAGAUUUGCGCAACAAAAGUCUAUUUGUAAGUCGUGUCAAUUUAAAAGGUGGGAUCGCUUACAACAUCGUCUUCGAAGAUUGUGGUUUUGCCUGUGUCAAUGCGUGAAAAUCUGA
This is a messenger RNA of Haemonchus placei, 528 nucleotides long. The record is from the annotation of a GenBank genome assembly. Lineage: Eukaryota; Metazoa; Nematoda; Chromadorea; Rhabditida; Trichostrongylidae.